Lycium barbarum (goji berry) is the source of this 1044-nucleotide messenger RNA. RefSeq lists its product as uncharacterized. Lineage: Eukaryota; Viridiplantae; Streptophyta; Magnoliopsida; Solanales; Solanaceae. The coding region runs from base 1 to 1044 and encodes 347 amino acids. The transcript has 2 exons. Gene Ontology annotation, molecular function: catalytic activity. The record is from RefSeq and is a predicted model, not a curated record.
AUGGAGCCUUUUCAACAUGUUAGCAAAAUUCAGCAGUACAUAAGGAUAAUUGGAAUGCCUUAUGCAAAAAGUAACUGUAAUGGAAAAAUCUAUUUUUUUGUAAAUGAUAAUGUGGAUGUGGAGAUUUUACAGGACACUGCUCAACAAAUCACUGUAAAGCUUUAUUUUCAGCAGUUUGACAAGCACAUGGUGACAUCUUUAGUUUAUGCUAAAUGUGAUGCUAUGCAAAGACUGGCUCUUUGGGAUAGUUUAUAUUGUUUAGCUGAUGGUAUGACAGAUCCUUGGCUCAUUGGGGGUGAUUUUAAUGUCAUUUUGAAUGAGGAAGAGAAAAUUGGUGGAUUGCCUAUUCUUCCACAAGAGUAUGAAGAUUUUGCUUUCUACAUCAAUUCUUGUGAUCUUACUGAGAUAAGCUUUAAAGGCAGUCCUUUUACCUGGUGGAAUGGGAGAGCAGAUAGGGAAUGCAUUUUCAAAAGGUUGGAUAGGAUGUUAUCUAAUGAUCACUUGCAGAAUUGGUUUGACCAUCUUGAGGUGGAGCAUUUGUCCAGAACUGGCUCAGAUCAUGCACCUAUGCUUCUUUCUUGCAAUGAUCAAACUCAGCAUUUUGUUAGGCCAUUCAAGUUUCUUAAGUUUUGGACUGAACAUGAGGAUUAUAAAAAGCUUAGUAUAAGAGAGGAUAUUGUCAAGGUGAAAGAGCAGCUCUUUGAAGAAAUGCCAUCAUACGGUAAUAGAAUGAUAUUGCAAAGAGCUCAGGAUAAGUUGAAGAGUUACUUGCAUUAUGAGGAGGAAUUUUGGAGACAAAUAGCUGGUUUUGAUCAUUUUGUAGAAGGGGAUAGAAACACCAGAUUUUUCCAUAGUCUGGUCAAGGGAAGAAGGAAGAGAACUUUUCUAAAGAAGAUUAAGAAUGCAGAUGGAUCAUGGUUAACAAAUGUGGAUGAUAUUGCUACAGAAGUUGUUUCCUUUUAUCAGAAACAGUUCACGCAGGAAGCUGAUCAGUCUGACUCACCUUUGUUUAAUCAUAUUCCAUUACUGGUCUCUCAGAAAUAA